This is a messenger RNA of Pomacea canaliculata, 1331 nucleotides long. Its product is annotated as coiled-coil domain-containing protein 94-like. Gene Ontology annotation, cellular component: U2-type catalytic step 1 spliceosome. NCBI's taxonomy places the organism in Eukaryota, Metazoa, Mollusca, Gastropoda, Architaenioglossa, Ampullariidae. Gene Ontology annotation, biological process: mRNA splicing, via spliceosome. The coding region runs from base 131 to 1159 and encodes 342 amino acids. The record is from RefSeq and is a predicted model, not a curated record. The transcript is spliced from 7 exons.
UUUCCUCCUGAGUCUGUAAUUCUUACUUUAUAAUGAUUCCUAAAUAGUUCUAUUCUCAUACAGUCUGUUUAUUUAUCCUGUAGACGUGAGGAAGUGUUUGUGGCUGGUUGUAGUUGUUCAGUUCUUCAAGAUGUCAGAAAGAAAAGUUUUAAACAAAUAUUACCCUCCUGACUUUGAUCCAUCAAAAAUCCCAAAACUUCGAACUCCCAAAAACAGAACUUUCAGUAUUCGCAUUAUGGCACCCUUUAACAUGAGAUGCAAUGUGUGUGGUGAGUACAUCUACAAAGGGAAAAAGUUUAAUUCGAGGAAAGAAAAUGUUGAUGAUGAGGAUUAUCUUGGUCUCCGCAUCUUUAGGUUUUACAUUCGUUGUCCAAAAUGUGUGGCUGAAAUCGCAUUCAAGACAGACCUUCGUAAUACAGACUACACUUUAGAAGCAGGAGCAACAAGACUAUUUGAGGCAGAAAAGUUGGCUCAGGAAAUGGCAGAAAAGGAACGAAAAGAAAAGGAAGAAGAGGAGCUAAACCCUAUGAAGGUGUUGGAGAACCGCACCAAGGCCAGCCGCAAUGAGAUGGACCAACUAGAUGAGCUUGAGGAACUUAGAGAGAUUAAUGCACGCCAUGCCAAAGUAGAUACGGACUCUCUGAUUGAGAAACAGAAGGUGUAUGAAGAGUACCUUCUCAAACUGCAGCAAGAGGAGGAAGAUGAACUUGUUCAAUCAAUCCUUGCUAAACAGACAGGAGGUACAAUCAAGAGACUAGCUGACUCUGACAGUGACGAGGAAAGCAACAAGCCAACAAUUAAGAAGCCUACCAAGCCUACUGAUGUACUUACUGAGGAAAAGAGUGAAACACAGGAAACCCUGCAGUUGCCUAGAAAAGAAGAGUUGUGGAAAAAGAGUGUUGGAUCCUUUUCUUCAAAGGCUAAGAUGGCUGCCUUGGUAAAAAAGAAGCAUAUUUCUAAAAGCACCGAGAACAAGGACAGCAACAACUCCAGUGACCAUAACAGUACCGACAACAGUGAAAAAAAUAGUAUUAACACUGAAAGUAACAAAAUUAGCACUGCUGCCGCUGUGCCUUGUAACAGUACUGCUUCAGCCAGCAGUAGUCUUGGUUUGCUGAGUGCUUAUGGUGAGGCUAGUGAUGGAACAGAUUCAAAUUGAGAAUAUUGGAUUUUUUUAGGUUUUCUUCCUUUUUCAUUUUUAAGGAGGCAUUGUGAUGUGGAACAACAUGGGUCAUUGGGAUUACAUUAACUACUACCAGUAGCAUACUGACCAUGAUUUAUAAAUGUGCUCUCCAAAAAAAAUAUAUAUAACCUAGAUUUUUGUGUUUAAA